GAGUUGCGCCGGGCGGGUGGGACCGGGCUGCGGAGAACCAGAGGGGCCUGGGAGCGGCGUCCAGCUCUUCCCCAGGUUCGCGGGUAGACACGGGCCACUAGGCUGCAGACCCCCGCCCGCCCAGACCUUUGGGCGACGGGACCGCGCGUGUCUUCUAGUCUUGGCCGGCGCAUCCGUCCCUAACACUUUGCCCCGGCGUAAAAGUCUUCAGACCCAGCCUCGUCCGCCCGUGUCCUGAGACCCUUGGACAGUGUAUAUACUGGGCAAAGCAGGAGGGUCAGAUUCGCCCAGUCCAGAACCACCCCACCCCACCCCUCCAGGCUUCCAUCCACUGGCCGAUCCCGGAACCCCAGGCUUCAGGCCUCAGUUUCCGGCCGACGCAGGCGAUCUGCGGCCCUAGCCCCCGGAAGCAUACUCGGAGGGCCGAGACACUGCCGGACCGGAGAUGGCGCCGCCGGCGGGCGGAGCAGCGGCGACCUCGGACCCGGGCUCUGCCACUCUGCUGCUGGCUGUGCACGCCGCCGUGAGGCCCCUGGCCGCCGGACCCGACGCCGAGGCGCAGCUGCGGAGGCUGCAUCUGAGCGCGGACCCCAAGAGGCCUGGGCGCUUCCGGCUGGAGCUACUAGGCGAAGGGCCCGGGGCGGUCAGUUUGGAGUGGCCCUUGGAGUCAAUCUCCUACACCAUCCGAGGUCCCAGCCAGCAUGAGCUGCAGCCUCCACCAGGAGGGCCUGGGACCCUAAGCCUGCACUUCCUCAACCCUCAGGAAGCUCAGCGGUGGGCAGCCCUGGUUCGAGGUGCCACCGUGGAGGGACAGAACGGCAGUGACAUCCUGCCUCCAGCCCUGGGCCCAGAAACAUGUCCUGUUUCCCCACUCAGUCCCCCUGAAGUGCAUACACCCAAGACUCCCCAAGCCAAGGUGGAUGUUCUGAGUCCUGGAGACUUGAUGGAGAAAGAAGAGCUGGCAGGGUGUCUGGCCCGGGCCAUUGAGGGUGGAGAUGAGAAGGGGGCAGCCCAAGCUGCAGCCAUCCUGGCCCAGCAUCAUGUGGCCCUCAGUGUCCAGCUCCAGGAGAGCUGCUUCCCUCCUGGUCCCAUCAGGCUACAGGUCACAGUUGAAGAUGCUGCAUCCUCUGCCCACGUCUCACUUCAGGUCCACCCCCACUGCACCAUCUCAGCCCUCCAGGAACAGGUAUUCUCGGAAUUUGGCUUCCCGCCAGCUGUGCAGCGCUGGGUCAUUGGGAAGUGCCUGUGUGUGCCCGAGCGCAGCCUCGCUUCCUAUGGGGUCUGGCAGGACAGGGACCCUGCUUUCCUUUAUCUGCUCUCAGCCCCCCAAGAAGCCCCAGGAUGCAGCCCUCAGUGCCCCCAGAAGAUGGAUGGGGAACUAGGCCACCUGUUUCCUCAGUCAUUGGGGCUGCUCCGAGCUCCUCAGCCAGCCAGCUCCAGCCUACCCAGCCCCCUUCAGCCCGGCUGGCCCUGCCCUUCCUGCACCUUUAUCAAUGCCCCAAGCCGGCCUGGCUGUGAGAUGUGUAGCACCCAGAGACCCUGCGCUUGGGACUCCCUUCCUGCAGCCUCUACCCAGCAGUCGCCAAUGGUCACGAGGAGAGAGGAUGGCCCUUCCCUUCCAGGACCGAGGUCCCUGGAUGCUCUCCUAAACCUCCCAGGGGACCUCCACUGACUGCUCCCUGGGGACAGAGCUGGGGGAGGAGUAAUAAGCCAGAGUCAUUAAAGAUACUUCUGAGCCAGC
Messenger RNA from Miniopterus natalensis, 1741 nucleotides. It is a transcript of the gene SHARPIN, whose product is annotated as SHANK associated RH domain interactor. Gene Ontology annotation, molecular function: ubiquitin-protein transferase activity; ubiquitin binding. Gene Ontology annotation, cellular component: LUBAC complex. Gene Ontology annotation, biological process: positive regulation of canonical NF-kappaB signal transduction; protein linear polyubiquitination; proteasome-mediated ubiquitin-dependent protein catabolic process. The record is from RefSeq and is a predicted model, not a curated record. Lineage: Eukaryota; Metazoa; Chordata; Mammalia; Chiroptera; Miniopteridae.